This is a messenger RNA of Drosophila serrata, 7407 nucleotides long. It is a transcript of the gene fwd, whose product is annotated as phosphatidylinositol 4-kinase beta fwd. Gene Ontology annotation, biological process: phosphatidylinositol phosphate biosynthetic process; phosphatidylinositol-mediated signaling. The record is from RefSeq and is a predicted model, not a curated record. Gene Ontology annotation, cellular component: membrane; cytoplasm. NCBI's taxonomy places the organism in Eukaryota, Metazoa, Arthropoda, Insecta, Diptera, Drosophilidae. Gene Ontology annotation, molecular function: 1-phosphatidylinositol 4-kinase activity.
AUUGAAGUUGUUGGACGUGUGUUUGCUUUGUCGUCGCGAAAUUUGUUUUUGUGGUGGAAUACAAAGAAAGCAGGAGAAAUACAAAUCGUUCGUGCAAGGUUCGCGGCAGUGAAUACACGCGUAAAUACACUAGAAGUGGCUCCAGCAACCGCAGUCUGCCUGCCCUGUGUACCCUUGCAUAUACACACUGUUUGGGCGCGUCUCUUUUUGUUCCUUUACGAGUGUGUGUGUAUGUGUGACUUCGCUGUGUCUCGUAUCUCGCCUUUCGGAUAGCCAAAGCAAAGCACCAGUUAAUUUAUAUAUAUUUGAAAGAUUGGCGACGAAACAACAAAUAUGCUGGCUAAAUAUUGAAACAAGUGUCGCCGAAUUGUGAUUUCUCGGCUUCGAACGCGUCGGGCAAAUUUUCACACGCAUACACAGCCAGCCACUACACACUCACACUGGCAUACGCGGAGGAGAACCGAAACGAGAUUUUGCAAGUCGCGUCCCAGUAUUGGUGUCCGCAAUUUCGGUGUAGUAGUGCAGUGCUUGUGCAACUACGAUACUCAAUUGUUUAUUGCUGGGCAUAGCUGGAAACCCAAGCCCAAACCGAAUAGCGGGGAGAGUGCAGGCCAAGCCAGUCGAAGCUACAAUAGUUAUGCGAGCUCAUUAGGGUGUCGCAGCGGCCUUUCCACCUGCCCCAGCGUUUGCGUCUGUGUCUGUGACUGUGACCGUGUGCGAAUGAAUCGCAGUGAUAAUAAUAGGAAUUUCUUUUCGAGCUGUUUGUGAUUUCCAACGCGAGAGAAAAGCCACAAGUGAAAGCAGUAGCGAACCCUACUUAUCUGCGCUAAUUGCCAUCGCCUCAGCCUCCGAUUCUGCCAGCAGCAGCUCAUCAGUAGUGGAUUACGUCGAAACUGGAUACCCGAGGACACUGUGAGCCACACGACAAUAGCAGAAACCGAAUAUGAGGGCCACCACUUGCUCCGUGCCAGUAAGCACAGGCGAGCAGUUGGACAGCUGAGAAGCCGACGCCGGCGAACAUGACUCAGAGCGAUACUCUUCACUCCGGAGCCCGUAGGCCGUAGCCCAUUGCAAUGGAACACGAAGCAAUUCCAAGGUUGUGCCACACCGACCUGCGUAUCUAGCCACUUAAGUCUUAAGUCCACUCAAGAACCGAGGAAAGCCAAGGAGGCCCUCCCAACCGCACCUCAUCAAAGCAAUCAAAAUGAACUCCGUCAUAUCCGCAUUUAAGGGAAAGAAGAGCAGCUCGGCGAGCAGCAAUCCGCCGAACGGGGCAGCCAACGGCGUCGUGUCCGGGGAGACCAAGCAGAGCCACGGCGGUGGCCUGAGCAUCAGCAUAGCCAGUGUUGGUGGAGGUGUGGCCAAGAAGAAGCCGGUGGCCCAGAGCAGCGGUUACCAAUACCUGCGGCACAUACGGGAGAUUGAGACGGCCAACAAGUUGCUCUCGCCCGUCGUUGUGGUGGCUGAGGAUAGGCCGGCCAGUAAAGUGAGCUCAGCGCCGUCUGUCGAUGUCGUGGACCACUGCUUGCCACAUACAGUGCGAUUGUCCAGCCCCGAGGCGCUCUCCGACUUCAAUAUGAACGGAAAGGCCGUCGCAACCGGCGAGAAUGCGAAUCUCGAGGCAACGGAAACCUGGAACUGUCCGCAGGUGCCGCCAGCUGCGACGACCGACGACGAUGACCUAUCCGAGCACUCGACGGCCGCCUGCACCAGCACCAGCAGCUCCAGCGAGCACAGCAACAGCACCGUGGUGCACAGUCCGACGGUGGCGGAAAGCACUUCCGCAUCUGGCUCCGGAUCAGCGUCAGCCAGCGCGUCGAUGAGCCAUCCCAGCCCAAGCCUGAGUCUGCACAGCAUCUCAUCUGCCACCUGCGGCAUGGGCAGUCCGCAUAGCCACUCGUCGCUGGCCAUCACCGGCGAGCCGCACUCCACCUCCACCACAACCCUGUCCUCCCUGGGCUCGGACGGAGGCAACGGAAAUGGCAACGGCAACUACAUACCCGCCUUCCUGAUGGCUGCCCCAGUCACGCUGCCCAUCGGUGGCCAGAUGCCCACAUCGGUUCCGGGCGCCAGCUCCGCUGCCAGCACGCCAAAGCACACGCGCUACUCCAAGCCACGCCUUAGUCUGAGCCGCGUCUUCAACCACUCGAUGCCCUCGGUGCACGGUCGCCCCAAUCUCAGCGUGGCGCAGUCUGGAGAUGGUGUGCCAGCGACCGCCGCCGGAGGGCCUGCGAAUCCCCCGAAGCGCAUAUCCACGCACCAAAGAAACCUGAGUCUGGAUUUCAGGUCCAUGGGAAUACUGCUGCCGCCCGUCUCGCAGGUAACCAACACGCGCAUCAAUCACACUCAGCACCACCGGAACCGGAGCCUGGACAGCGCCCUGCAGCGCAUCCCAGAGGUCGAGGUGUCAUCUCCAAAUGCCGAGAGCGAGAACACGUUCUGCUCCCCGUCCAUUCUCGGUGCAAAUAUGUGCUCGAAGAUUGCCACCACAGCAGCGAGUGUAACGGCAGCCCUCUCACCACCAGUCCUCCCCACGCCGGCCCUGAUGUCCGUGGCCAGCACGACGCCAGCGUCCACGGCCACGACCGCAACGAAGGGUCACAUCCUGUCCUCACAUCCAGUGGCGAAGCAUCAGCAAUCGAUCGGCUUGACGGCCGCUUCUAGGUCCAGUGCCGUUGUCGAGUCCUGUCCCACGCUGCGGAUGCGCCCCAAGUCCAGCGAAUCGGUGGCAGCGAAUGGACAGGAGAUUAUUGGCGGCAUCGUGAGCGGUACCACCAACGGCGGCGGCGGCAGCAGCAGCAACAACAGCUGCAGCAGCGCCGGCAGCAGUAAGAAGCGAGAGGAUCUCACCAGUCUCGGGUCGGACGACUCUGGCAUUAUCUGUGGCUCGGAGUCGGACCAAAUAUCCCUGAAUCGCAUAUGCCACUCACAUGAAUCGCUCGAUUCGGGCGAGAUGGAUGCGGACGCCGAUGCGGAUGCCGAUGCUGAAGAGUGCGUGGACCUUAUGGAGACGACGUCCAUCGACGAGGAGUAUAAUGACCACCUGUGCUUCUUCCCAUCACCCGCAGCCCAGUCUAGCUCCGCGCUGGACUGCGCCACCCUGCGACCCUCCCGCAAGGCAAAGCGACAGCUUCAGUCUGCCCUGGAGGGACAGAGGGGGGAUGAAGACACUGGAAAUGCGGACCCUGACGUCGAUGAUCGGACCCGGUAUCGCGUUAUGAACAUGUCCCAAGCAGCCAUCAAAGUGGAACUGGAUGCAGCUUCAAACGAAAUCGAACCAGUGGUGUACGACGAUCAUGACGCAUGCUUGAAACACGUCACGGACGCGGACUCAUCAGCUACUGCAGCAGAAGUUCCCACUCCCAGUGCCCCUGCAGCAACAACGCCGGCUACGCCUUCAGCUACCCCUACCCCGACUGCCACGCCAACGCCCACGCCGACCGAGAGUACGAAGAACGACCAGGUGCUCUUUAAGAACUUCUUCGGGGCCACGAAAAACGCCAUCUUCCGUACGGCCCAGAGCAUCAUAGAGAACCACGAGAAGAAGAACGCAGCCAAGCAAAAAGAGCAACCGGAUCAAACUGCUGCAGCUGGUUCAGUGCCCAUAGCGAAUUCGCCCAGCGGUGGAAGCCCGCCCCAGCAGGACCAAAUCAAGUCGCCCACGGACAUUUCCAAGAAAAAGGAAUUCUUUAGCCUGCUCACAUCGAAUUCAAGCAAAAAGGCCGCAGCCGCCGCGGCAGCAGCUGCUGCAAACUCUGCUGCCAACACACCCGUCGCCACUCCCACCGAGUCGGUGGCGCAAUCGGCGACCGUGGACUCGAAGAGCCAACAGCUGUCGGACACAGCUGGUGAUGUAAAGGCAAAAGAGCAUGUGCGCACUCUGAACCUGCGUCUUCCCGGAGCUGACAGCGAUGUCGCCAAUGAGGCUGCCCUGUCCAAGUGCUCCUCAAUCAACUCGCUGCAUAAGCUGAAGCUUCCUGUUCCGGGUGUCGUCAAGUACUUCAUCAGCGAGCGGACGCCAAUGUCGUCGGACGUGCUCCAGAAGCCGGAAAAGGGCCAGAGCGGGCUGUUACGAUUCUUCGAGUCGCCGGUCUUCAACAUACACUUCGCCGUGCACUACUUGUUCUACUCGAAGGAGCCGGGAGUUCUGAGCUUCAUUGGCAACAAGAUCUUUAGCUUUCCCGACCAGGAGGUCGACCUGUAUAUUCCGCAGCUGAUUGUCAUGUACAUUCAAAUGGACGAACUGGCUGAGGUGCUGGACCCGUACUUGACCAUCCGCUGCCGCAAAUCCGUGGACUUCUCGCUGAAGUGUCUGUGGCUCCUCGAAGCCUACAACUAUCAGGUGGACUCAUUGGGAAACUCGCACAGUGGCUCCCGGAAGUCCAAGCUGGCGCUGAUGAAGGAAAUAUUUUCGAAAAGGGAGCAGAAGCAGGCGCAUAACGAACUCAAGACAUCUGGCGGCGGUGAGCCGAGAUCGGUAGUCGCCUUCGCCAAAAAGACGCACCACCGCUCCCAGUCCGACGCUACUGUGCUGCUAGCAGACUCGCGUUCCCCGCACACACUCAGUAUAUCUCACCGUAUGUACCAGCAGCCGCCGUACACCACCCAGACCCUACCGACCACUCCCGCCAAACUGUGCCUCGGGGAUCUGACCUCGGGCCACGCCUUCGACAAUGGCUGCACUUGUUUUGAGACGGUGCGCGGCCAAGUAAACGGUUUGCUUGGUCAGAGGACUCUGUGCAGCUGCGGAGCUCCCAAGACAGCGCCCCAGAAAGAGUUCAUGCGGGCGCUAAUGAACGUUGGCAAGAACCUCACCUCAUUGCCAUCCAAAGCGGAAAAAACUUCGGCGCUGCGGAUGUUCCUCAACCUGAUCAACAAGAAUCUACCCGCCAGAGUCUGGCUGCCGCUCUACUCGGACAUACCCCACCACGUCGUUCGCAUUACAGAGGAGAAGACCGCUGUGCUCAACUCGAAGGACAAGACUCCCUACAUCAUAUACGUGGAAGUAGUGGAGGUCUCUGACAUCUACACCUCCCCGCUUAUACCCAAGAUGAUGCCGUCGCUGAGGCACACGAAGAGCGAGGAGCAUCUGGAGGGGUCCUGCCUGAACUCGCACCACCACCUUAGCUGCAGCCGUACCUCCAGCUGUAGCAGUAGCCAGCAGGGUUCCAGUUGUCGGCGGAAAAAGCCCGCGGAAGGAGGGGACGCUGGCGGAUGUGGGGACACAGGCGCUCACAACUGCUGCGGCAACGCACUUUCUCUGGGCGGACUUCAGGUCCACGAAGAUGAUGUGUGGUCGCAGGAGGACGACGAGAUAACAGCGCAGUACCUAAACAUGCGCAAUCUGAGCGAGCGUGACACCAUCUCACAGAUGUCGCUAGACUCGUGCGAUUCGCGGGACCAAGGACCACCAGUUGUCUUCAAUAUCGGCGAUGUACGUUCUCGACACUGCAGCAACCUAAGCUGCGAGAACACCAAGUCGUUCAGUAACGACCCAGAAGAUCCCUCGGCAGCAGCACUAAAGGAGCCAUGGCACGAAAAGGAGAAGCUCAUUCGGGAGUCCUCACCCUAUGGUCAUUUGUCGAACUGGCGGCUGCUGUCCGCCAUCGUAAAGUGCGGGGAUGACCUGCGCCAGGAGCUAAUGGCAACCCAGUUGCUACAGAUGUUUAAGAUCAUAUGGCAGGAAGAGCAAGUGGAUCUGUGGGUGCGACCCUAUAAGAUCGUCUGUCUGUCGAACGACAGUGGGCUCAUUGAGCCCAUCCUCAAUACGGUGUCCCUCCAUCAAAUAAAGAAGAACUCCAACAAGUCAUUGAGAGAUUACUUCAUCGACGAGUACGGCACACCAACGUGCGAGAGUUUCCGCCGGGCGCAAAAGAACUUCGUUCAGAGCUGUGCGGCCUACUGCCUCAUUUCGUAUUUGCUGCAAGUCAAGGAUAGGCAUAAUGGGAAUAUACUGUUCCACUCGGACGGGCACAUCAUACACAUUGACUUUGGCUUCAUCCUGAGUAUAUCUCCAAAGAACCUGGGUUUUGAGCAGUCGCCGUUCAAGCUUACGCCGGAGUUCGUUGAGGUCAUGGGAGGCACCAGCUCGGAGCACUGGAGGGAGUUCAACAGGCUCUUGUUGGUCGGGAUGAUGUCAGCCCGAAAGCAUAUGGAUCGUAUAAUUAAUUUUGUGGAGAUCAUGCGCAGCAAUGCUCAUUUGCCAUGCUUUAAGAAUGGAUGCUCCGGAACCGUGCAGAAUCUCCGAAAACGUUUUCAUAUGAAUUUAACCGAACAGGAAAUGGAACGAAAGGUAGAGCAGCUUGUGCAGGACUCCCUGAAGAGCCUGUCAACGAAACUGUACGAUGGUUACCAGUACUACACGAAUGGCAUAUUGUGAGAGCGGUUUUUUAUGAAAAUCUAAAGGGCAAAUGCUGGUAGCCAAAACUAUGGACUGACUUUUUUGUAAAGGAAUUAUUGUAUAUUAUAUAAUAUUUGUGUAAUUAUCAGCGACGAAAAAAACUAGAAACAAAAAGAAUGAAAUUGUACCAAACCCAAAUCUGUUAUCGUAGCUUAAAUCGUUCGUUGUAUGCGUUUGCAUUGUUGAAUUAGCGUAAUGUGUAUGUUGUCUAGAUUCUAAGAAGCAAUGUGUAAAUGUUUUGCAUAUAAUUUUAGAUUGUCUGAGUGAGAGAACCACGAGUGUCGUCAGUCUGUUAUUCCAUUUCGAACUUCACCAUCAGCUUGUAUAUAUAACUACGAUUUCCAAUAACCAGGCCUACAUUUUGAUAAUUCUUUCGGUUGCUAUGAUUAGCAAUUAUCUAUAAAUAUCCCUAUCUAAAUUUUAUACUCUGGCGCUUUGUAAUUUAACUAAUCAGUCUACUAAUUAUUAAAACAUCUAAUUCCACUAUUUAGCCUUAAGCGUAGCUUUAAGCGUUGCUGCAGCUUACAGUUUUAUUACAGCAAUAUAAUCGUUAAGCAGAAACAUUUGAUUAAACAAAUUUACAUCAUUUUAACCAGAAUAUGCCACUAUUACAUACAAAAGCAAACACAAAACGUUCAAAUCGCAGUCAAAUUUAUUUGUAUUUGCCUAUCUAACCAAUUAUAUAGUAAAGAGAAACCCCAUAACUAAACCUAAUAAUUUUCCAAUUUAAUAUACUUAUACUUGUAAGCUAUUGCGGUAGAGAAACCGGAGCAAAUCAAAGCAUACGAAACAGUACUAAAAAAGAUAAACAAAUAGCUAGGCACUGAAAGUGAACAAUUUCAAGUUUGUAAAAAGGGCGCAUUGAAAGAUUACCUUACAUAUAGUACAUGUAAGUUAGGUUGCACGCAAACAUUAGCUACAAGUAUUUGAAAAUGUAAAUCAUAUUUCUACACACUUUAUUAAGUAAAGAAAAAAUAAAUGAGCAUAUUGAUAUACAACAAACACAA